UUUUCUAUCUCUAGCUCCCAUUUUCCUUAUAUCUUUAUUUUUUCCCUUUCUUCAAACUUUUACUACCAAACCGGCCACCGUCGCAAUUACGUUCAUUCUCCAAAUCUUUAUUCUCCAAAUCUCUAUUCUCCAAAUCAUUCUAAAUAUUCCUUCCAAAUCUUCAAAGGCCAUAAGACCAACCUCCUGACUCCUCAGUUUUCAAAACCCUGACAACCUUCUCCUCCAUAUCAUCGUUUCCAAACCUGAGCUUCAGAAUCCCGAACUCGCCGCAUAACCCCACCCUGAACAACCUCUCGUUGAUCUCUCUCCACAGACUUUCAGCGACGCCAGAGUCUAGUUCCCUAACCCCGACGACGCCACCGAGGUUUUCGUUGAUGGAUAUCCCGUUAAAAUUCUUAAAGAACCGACCUGCAUAGUUUAUUGUGAAAUUUUUGGAUGAUAAACUUGGUGCGAGUAAUAAGGGUACUUUAGUAGAGGAAUUAGAGGGUACACUUGAUAAAGUACUUGUUUUAUUCAGGUUCAUCCAGGGAAAGGAUGUGUUUGAGGCAUUUUAUAAGAAAGAUCUUGCUAAAAGACUACUAUUAGGAAAAAGUGUUUCUAUUGAUGCUGAGAAAUCCAUGAUCUCCAAGGUUAAGACCCGUCAUUGUGUGACCUGGAUAAGAAAGAAUAUUUGAAUUGUCUAAAGGUUGCUGGAAACAAGUCUGAAAUUUGUAGGGAAUUCUCAAAAAAAUAUCUCCAAUGUCGUAUGGAAAACUGUGGCAGCUUCUCUCUAUUGCUCAUUGUCGUCGCCGUCGUCAUUCCAAACCAUAAAAGGAGUGAUAUAUCAUCUUGACAAUGAGGGUUUUCAAGAAGAGAAAAAUGAAGAGAUUCAUUACAUCGCACAUUUGAGGUUGUUGAUAUUUGGAACAGAUUUUGAUAUGGAAAGGGAAAACUGGAACGAGAAUAAUAACAAUAACAAUAAGAAUGGUUAUUAUGAGAAUCAAUUGCUGUGUGAUUAUGAUCGAGAAUCACUUACGAUGCCUUCUUCUUUAUCUUCAUCUCCUCCUAGACUUGGAUAUAUUGAACAUCGUGUAUCCAAAUUUGAUACCUUGGUAGGCAUUGCAAUCAAGUAUGGUGUUGAGGUUACAGAUAUCAAAAGGAUGAACAGCCUUGUUACAGACCAUCAGAUCUUUGCGCUUAAAACUGUUCAAAUUCCAUUACCUGGAAGGCACCCUCCAUCUACUUGUUUAUCAAAUGGUUCCAGUACUCCUGGGCAUGACUCUACUCACAGUCCACCUGAUAACACGCACCGUGAACUGCUUGAAUCAUUCCAGUCCGUAAGAUUAAAGUCUUCUGACCAGAAGGUCUCCCCAGCCAUGAGCUCAUUACAGGGUUAUUAUGGACUUAAAGUUCCCUCUAAUUCCUCAGAAAAUGGUUCAUCAUCCAAGAACUCGUCUAUGUCUGACCGACCCCUGAGCCGUCACCGAAAAUCCAAAAGUUUGGUCAAUGUUAUCUUGGAAGAGAUUAUGGAAAAGGUUGAUACUGCACCAGCUGCAGAAAACUGGGAACUUAGCUCUGAUAAAUGGAAUGAGAAACUUGGCCAGAGACGUCAGAAAUCUGAAGCUGACUUUACAAGGAUACCGGAGUUGAUUCUGAGGGAGGAUAAUAGCAGCAGUGGUGGUCUUCCUUCACGAACAGGAAUGGGCUUAGCUCUGAGACAAAAAGCAGCUAGCCGAACUGCCGCAACAAUUGAUUCUGAAUCAAGUGGAUUGGUUCCUGUGCCAAUGACUUUGGGGGAUGGUUUUCAAACUGAUUAUUCAUAUGGUGUCAGGAAAUCAUCCAGUACAUCUUGUUUGCAAGAUCAAGAUAACUGCGGCUCCUCAUCCAUUUGGCCGUCCACGAUGUGGAAUUUGAAACCAGAUUUACAGGCCCUUUCAACUGCAGCCAUUGGAAAACCGAUCUUUGAUGGCUUGCCUAAGCCGAUAACUGGUCGAAGGAAUAAAGCUGCACUUGAUUAAUAUAUAAUUAUUUAUCAAAACAAUUUUGAUCCUUUUUUGUGAGUCAUGGAACCAUUAGCUGCCACACCAAUGGGUAGAUUGGAGAAGUAAAACAAUGUAGCAUGGAAAAAAAAAAAUCAAACAUCAGAUUUUAUCUAUCUCUGAAUAGGAAAAUAUUUUUUAUGCUAAAAAAUACUUCCAAUUUAUUUAUUUUUAAACAGUAUUGGGUGCCCUUGUGGCCAUAAAUGUAGGAAUGAGGAUCUUAAACAUUACCAUUCACCCAGUUUUUGUAUAGUCAUAGUGAUACUUUUAGGAAACGGAUUUCGUGUGGUCAUUGACAAAGA
Messenger RNA from Cicer arietinum (chickpea), 2320 nucleotides. RefSeq lists its product as uncharacterized. The record is from RefSeq and is a predicted model, not a curated record. Lineage: Eukaryota; Viridiplantae; Streptophyta; Magnoliopsida; Fabales; Fabaceae.